UCAAAUCAAUCUUUAUUACGCUCAUAGAUCAGCAUAAAGUAUAAGGGGUGAUUACAUAUUAAAAGUAUAUAUUAAAAGCCUAGGGAUUAAUAACACAAUACAAGCAUAUGAUAAAAGACUAUAAAAAUCAGAAAUAGAUUAAAAUAAAACUAUGGCUGUCUAAAACAAAAGCAAGACCGCAAACUAAAUGACCCUUAAUGGUUAGAUCUGAAGAUUGCAGUUGACAGUAGUUAAUAGGGGUAAAAAAAUUGAUACAAAUGUUUAUAAAAGGCAUCAUAAAGACAUAAAAAAGCAAAAAUGCAUCAAGAAGUUAUAUGAAAGGUGUAGAGGCAUAAAAGACAUAAAAACCGAUACAAGUGCAACUAUAGGCAUAGUAAGAGCUUUAUCAAUUUAAGGCAAAGUAAAAAGCCAAGAAGCUGUGGGACUGUAGGGCUGCCAUGAAGCACUCUGAAGCAACAGGCAAAGGGCAUGCUGGAGUUAGUCCAUAAAGUUGUGUGCUGGGCAUGAGCAAGAAGUCAUCAUCCACCGGAUUAUAAUUGCAGCUGCGCAGAACCAGGCAAUACUCGCUAUCAAUACGAUAUUGGAAUGAGGGCACCCUCUAAUUCCCCGCAAGAUAAUCAGGAUGUAAAGAGACUGAAUUGCCGGUCUUUAUCCUUGUCUGGUCAUGUUGGUUUUGAUAGCUUACCAGAUCAGUUGGUUAACAAAUCUAUCCAUCAGGGUUUCUGCUUCAACAUUCUCUGUAUUGGGGAGACAGGCAUUGGAAAAUCAACGUUGAUUGAUAGCUUGUUUAAUACCUGUUUUGAUGACCGUAUGUCAACACACUUUCAGCCGAAUGUAAGACUUAAAGCUGAGACAUACGAACUCCGGGAAAGCAAUGUUCGGUUGAAGCUAACCAUUGUAAAUACAGUUGGAUUUGGUGAUCAGAUAAACAAAGAUGAUAGCUAUCAGCCAAUAGUGGAUUACAUAGAUGAACAAUUUGAGGCUUACCUCCAGGAAGAGCUGAAAAUUAAACGCUCCUUAUAUAAUUACCAUGACACUCGCAUCCAUGUGUGCCUUUACUUUAUUUCACCCACAGGGCAUUCUCUUAAAACUCUUGAUUUAUUAACCAUGAAAACUCUUGAUAGUAAGGUGAACAUUAUUCCUGUUAUAGCCAAAGCAGAUACUGUUUCUAAAUCUGAACUACAGAAGUUUAAGAUCAAAAUUAUGAGUGAACUGGUCAGUAAUGGAGUCCAGAUAUAUCAGUUUCCAACAGAUGAUGAGAGCAUUGCUAAAAUUAAUGCCACCAUGAAUGGGCACUUGCCAUUUGCUAUAGUAGGAAGUACGGAAGAGGUAAAGAUUGGAAACAAAACUGUAAAAGCUCGCCAGUAUCCUUGGGGCAUUGUGCAAGUGGAGAAUGAGAAUCACUGUGAUUUUGUGAAGCUUCGGGAGAUGCUGAUUUGUACAAAUAUGGAAGAUCUGCGAGAACAGACUCAUAUGCGCCACUAUGAGUUGUACCGGCGCUGCAAAUUGGAGGAGAUGGGCUUUCGAGACACUGAUCCAGAAAAUAAACCUGUCAGGGGGCCAGUACAAAAACUUUGUUCAGAUAGCAAAAAGACGUCUCAUAGAGAAAGUCUACAGGAGACUUAUGAAGCUAAACGGCAUGAAUUCCUUGGUGAAUUGCAGAGGAAAGAAGAGGAGAUGAGGCAAAUGUUUGUGCAGAGGGUCAAAGAGAAAGAAGCACUGCUGAAAGAAGCUGAGCGAGAACUACAAGUGAAGUUUGAGCAUUUGAAACGACUUCAUCAAGAAGAGAGAAUGAAAGUGGAGGAGAAGAGGAAGCUUCUGGAAGAUGAAAUUAUUGCAUUUAAUAAAAGAAAAGCUGCUUCAGACAUACUCCAAGGGCAGACAUUUGCUGCCACACCAACUGUUACUUUAAAAAAAGAUAAGGAUCGCAAAAAGGAUCAAGGUUUUCGGCUUGAGCUCCUGUGCUUUGAUGUCAGAGAUCAGGAAGUUGUGAACGUACAGCAAGAGAGAGAAAGAGAGAAGUUAGAAAGGGACAGAAUCUCUCACAGGGAAUACAACAAAUAGUCUUUGGAAGCAGUUUACAAAUGUUAUGUGGUUAGGUUCUGGCUUUAUGUGAAACCGAAGAUACACGAAAAAAUGGUUUACGAGUGUCUAUGAAGAAACAUUUUUCUUACUUAAUGCAAGCUAACUUGAAAACUGACCACUACUUAACAAAGGAAAAGUAUAUUAAAGUGUGUAAUCAGUUUUACAUACUAUGCUGUAGGUUGCUGUUGCGUUAAUAUAUUUAAAUGGACAUUUCUUUUAAGCGGCUAUUGAUAUGCACUUAAAACUUUAUGUACCCAUGGCCAAGUUGCAUGCACUUUGAGUGCUAAACCAAAGACCAUUGUGCCAUAAAACAGUUUUCAUUCAAGUGAUGAAUACUGUAGUACAAAAGUAUUCAGUGAAUAUAUACUGUUUCAAAGAAUUGGUGCCUGUUUGAUAUGUUAGCCAUAUAUCAUUAAUGUUACUUUUGAAGCAUUUAUUGAACUGUAGAAAAAUAUGUAAACCUGUUUAAAUAACCACUUUUCUGACAAUGUUUUUAUAAGGGCACUUUCUAGUUUUGUGAUAAUGUUUUCGAAUUAAAAUGGAUCAUGGUUGCCUUUCAGCCCUGCAGUAUUCAUGUAAGCGUAGGUAUGACUUGAAAAUGCACGUUGAGAGUUAACUUAUCAAAAUAUUUCUCCUAUGUGAACAGUCUUUCAUGGUCUUCAGUUAACAAACACAUGUUACCCAUGGUGUGACAACUGAAGAUUAAAAAAACAAAAACAACCCCCACCCCCAUUAAAACAGGAUUUAUUUAAUGAGGAUCCUAACAAUUUCAAAUUCACUUCUCACGUGAUAGAGCAAAUUACCUGGGCCUCCCAAAAUGUUUUAUUACUUUGUGGACUGUUUUAUGGACUUACACAACCAGCUGCAGCAUCUUUCAAAACACACUCUAGGGCCACAAUCUUAUGUGCACUUUCUAGGGAGUAAGUUCUAUUGAACUGAGCUGAUCUUACUUCUGAGUAAACAGAGAUAGGAUUGUACUCUAAAUGUAACCAUAACUUACAUUGUCAUACUGCUUAGGCAACUGAACUAACUGAUAGUUUAAAAUAAUUGCUAAUUUUCUUGUGGUUCCUGUUACCUAAUAAACAGCAGCUGCUGUUUGUGUCAUCCUCAUAGAUACCUACACACCUGUUGUUUUUUUUUUAAUGCUUAUAUAAAUGCAUAAUUUGACAAAUAAAAAUAUACUUGCUUAAAUAUUUA
Molecule: messenger RNA, 3282 nt
Organism: Hemicordylus capensis (graceful crag lizard)
Lineage: Eukaryota; Metazoa; Chordata; Lepidosauria; Squamata; Cordylidae
Gene: SEPTIN10
Product: septin 10
Exons: 13
Coding region: 586-2064 (492 amino acids)
Biological process (GO): cytoskeleton-dependent cytokinesis
Cellular component (GO): microtubule cytoskeleton; cell division site; septin ring
Molecular function (GO): molecular adaptor activity; GTPase activity; GTP binding
Source: RefSeq, a predicted model, not a curated record